Apiotrichum porosum is the source of this 474-nucleotide messenger RNA. RefSeq lists its product as uncharacterized. NCBI's taxonomy places the organism in Eukaryota, Fungi, Basidiomycota, Tremellomycetes, Trichosporonales, Trichosporonaceae. The coding region runs from base 1 to 474 and encodes 157 amino acids. The record is from RefSeq and is a predicted model, not a curated record. Gene Ontology annotation, molecular function: metal ion binding. The transcript has 2 exons.
AUGCAGCAAGGAACAGCGACGCGUCUCGAGCUUUUGGCAAAGGAGGCGCAGGCCCACAUCUGCGCCUUGAGCCAGGCCAUCGUCGUCCGUGACCAGGUCAUUGGCUCCAUCCAGGACCGUCUCGCCGUUGUUGAAGGACGCGUCAACGCCACCGAGGACCAUCUCCAGGCUGUCGACGCCACCAUCGAAGAGACGCGCAGCGACAUGCAGGUGAUCGAAGUUAGCAUCGAAGCGGUGGGAACCACCGCCAACGCGGCAUACCUUGCCAACGGUGAUAUGGCUGAGCAGAUGCUCGCCAUGUCCGAGGCCAUGGCCGGCAUGGGCGCCCGUCUCCGCGACGCGGGCAACAACUCGCCCCCCUUCAACCCGCUCGCGCUCGGCUCCCUCACUGCGACCAAGGUCUGCACCGAGUGGGAGCAGAAGAAGGGUGGAUGCCCGGCUCCGCCCGGCCGCUGCCGCUACGCCCACCCCUAG